Messenger RNA from Kuraishia capsulata CBS 1993, 1536 nucleotides. RefSeq lists its product as uncharacterized. The transcript has a single exon. The coding region runs from base 1 to 1536 and encodes 511 amino acids. The record is from RefSeq and is a predicted model, not a curated record. Lineage: Eukaryota; Fungi; Ascomycota; Pichiomycetes; Pichiales; Pichiaceae.
AUGGACGAGGCCCCUCAAGAAUGUGGGGCUGGGCCAACAGAACAAGAGGCGCAACGCCAGAUAAAUCAGUCUGGGGUUCAGCCAGUUAGUCAGUCGAUAUCGCCGCAAUCGGCGCAAUUUGGCUCGAUAUUGAAUCCUUAUUCCGGUACCGGCGCCGUUGUUGCUGGAGCCCCUGCCGUUUCGCUUCAGCCGCAGGCCUCUCCUGCUACGACGCCACAUACUCCCUCUGCCACGCCCACCAGGGUGACUCUGGCUUCAAUGAUCAACCCGGAGGAGCCGGUGGAUGAUCGGACGAGGGCUUUGUCGCCGACCCCGGGCGCCGCGGCUGGAAUUCCACCACCUGUCGUUGCUCCCAAGACUCAGAAGAGACAGCCAGCCGACCCCAACAAGCCCAAAAAACCCAGGAAGAGGAAGGCAGACGCAGAGCCCAAGGAUCAGCUGCCUGCGGUGGCAAAUACCAUCAUAGUGGACGGAAAACCGAUCGCCAUGAAGCCGGCUGAAGGGUCAAAGCCAGCUGCAGAAACCGCACCUGCCAAGAAAAGAGCCAAAAAGGAGCCUUCUGCUGCUGCUUCGAAAGCCAAAAAGGAAAAAAAGGAUUCCUCGGUGUCUGCAGAUGCCUCAGCAAUCCCUACAGCCUCGAUUUCAGCGCCCACCGUGCCUCCCAAACCACUGGUGCAGGCCGCACCAGCGUCCAUCUUGGACAUUGGAGAUACAAAUGCUUCGGAUUCCAAGCAGACAGAUCCUCCCAUAAUUGCCUUGCAUAUUCCUCUGCAUUCUCCGGGCGUUCCACCGGGAAAAUCUCAGAACAUUCUGAAUGUGAUGCGGCUGUGUGAAGACAAGUAUGGCUGGAAAAGGAUGCAUCCAAAUGCAAAAUUCGCACUGGAAGAGCAAGAAGACGAAGAUCUGGACGAAGAUGAUGAUGGUGAUGACAUGGAAGUUGAUGAGGACGAAAAUGGACAAAACGUCCAAAACAACGCAGCAAACGAUACUGCUGCCCAGGCCACCAACCAGACCCCAGACGAUCAGCCGGCACCAAAGCCCACCAGAGGCGGCAAGGGAAAGAGCAAAGUUGGAAAAUACGAUUUAAAUGAUCCUUUCAUUGAUGAUGCUGAGUUGGCGUGGGAAGAACAGAGGGCAGCAACGAAGGACGGGUUCUUCGUUUAUUACGGGCCGUUGAUCGAAGAGGGUCAAUAUGCUCGCAUUGAAAGAGCAGAUGGAACAGUCAAACGCUCGCGGCCCGGUGCCGGUGGUCGUGCCGCCAAGGCGGUUGCAGCCAACUCGCGCUCCAAGGAAAAUGCUCCUAAGAAAGCCCGUGGAAAAGCAGCCGCUUCAACAGCUAAGAAGCCCGCCGCAGUGGCUAUUGCACCCAAGAACCCUGAGCCCAGUUCACAGACCCCCGAGCCUUCUGCCGUUGUUUCAGGCUCUAUUCCCGUUUCUGAUGCUGUUUCAGCAGAACCUGCGCCGUUGAUUGCUCCUCUUGGUGACUUUUCACCUGCAAUCACUAAUGCUCCAGAGACCAAGCCCAUGGCUAGCUGA